AUGAGAAAAUAAUUGAUGCAUGGAUAUAAAAUAAUAGAGUUUGGAGGUUGGUAGGCGGAGGAUGGGGCGCAGGAAAUUGUUCUUAACAUUGGUGUUGGCGUGCCCAGCUCUACUCAUCACUACUGCGAUUCUCCUAUCAGAAAAAGAUGAACUGCCAUCCAUGAAGAAGAAGAAUUCUAGAAUGUUCCACACCGCGGUGACGUCGUCGGACUCCGUGUACAACACGUGGCAGUGCAGGGUGAUGUACUACUGGUUCCAGAAACACAACCCAAACAGCAACGAGAUGGGCGGGUUCACGCGGAUCCUGCAUUCGGGUCGACCCGAUUCGCUGAUGCAGGAGAUCCCCACCUUCGUCGCCCAGCCUCUCCCGGCGUCGCUGCACCGGGGCUACCUAGUCCUCAACCGACCCUGGGCGCUGCUGCAGUGGCUCAACCAAGCGCAAAUUCGAGAAGAUUAUAUACUCAUGUGUGAACCCGACCACCUCAUUCUCAGCCCCAUUCCGAACCUAACUCAAGACCGCCGCCACGGAGCUGCGUUCCCUUUCUUCUACAUCGACCCCACCGCGCACGAGCCUGUUCUGAGGAAAUUCUUCCCUCGCCAUAUGGGGCCCAUUACUAACAUCGACUCCAUUGGUAACUCCCCUUUGAUUCUCGGCAAGGAGGCUCUUAAAAGGAUCGUUCCCACUUGGAUGAACGUUUCGAUCGCCAUGAAGAAGGAUUCUGAAGCGGAUAAAGCUUUUGGAUGGGUUCUUGAGAUGUAUGCUUAUGCUGUAGCAUCCGCCAUGCAUGAUGUGCCCAAUGUCUUGCACAAAGAGUUCAUGAUUCAGCCUCCUUGGGAUACAACAAUCGGAAACGCUUACAUCAUUCAUUAUACUUAUGGAUGCGACUAUGAUUUGCAGGGUAGGUUGACUUAUGGAAAGAUAGGAGAAUGGAGAUUUGAUAAAAGAAUGUAUGGAAAUAGGUGGCCCCCAAGAAAUCUUUCUAUGCCACCUCGUGGGGUCCCACAAAGUGUGGUUACUUUGGUGAAAAUGGUUAACGAAGCCACUGCCAAUCUACCAAAUUGGGGCGCUGCUGCUUAUUAACAAACUUUUUACUUACAUGCGCUCCUCAUUUUUAUCGUCCAUCUCUUGUAUCUUAUAUAUAUUUUUCAAUACACACUUGCUAUUUAGUUAAAUUGAAAUCUAUCUAUCUCACUAUUAAUUACUUCUCCAAAA
Molecule: messenger RNA, 1213 nt
Organism: Salvia miltiorrhiza (redroot sage)
Lineage: Eukaryota; Viridiplantae; Streptophyta; Magnoliopsida; Lamiales; Lamiaceae
Product: hydroxyproline O-arabinosyltransferase 1-like
Exons: 4
Coding region: 62-1081 (339 amino acids)
Molecular function (GO): glycosyltransferase activity
Source: RefSeq, a predicted model, not a curated record